AUGCCCAUAAUAAUUAAUAAAAAAAACCUAAGCCUUUUACCCACCCCACCUCCACUUUCCCCACUUCUGAUCUACACGACCAAAUCACCAUCACCACCUUCACACCUUCAGACCUCCACUUCGGCACCUGCUCCGACACUGCCGCCACCACCGCCUUCAUUCCUGCCACCACGACCACCAUCACGACCUUCACACCUCCACACCACCACCCCCAAAUCCCAACCGCCACCACCACAUUCACACCUCCAUCCCGGAACCUGCUCCGACACUGUCGCCACCGUCGUCGUCUCUACCAUCACGACCAAACCCUUCAAAGCAACAAGAAAAUUUGCAUUUGCAGGUCAAAAAAUGGCGAACAAAUCUGUUGUUGUUAUGUCGUCAUCGGUCACGUCACCGGAGAAGCCUUCGAAUCAAUUGACGCUGACGUUUCCGACUCCGAUUCAUGGAGUUUUUUUUUUCCAAAGUAGUGUUGAUGGGAAAACUAUAUACCACAAUGGUGUUUCUUAA
Helianthus annuus (common sunflower) is the source of this 507-nucleotide messenger RNA. Its product is annotated as proline-rich receptor-like protein kinase PERK2. The record is from RefSeq and is a predicted model, not a curated record. NCBI's taxonomy places the organism in Eukaryota, Viridiplantae, Streptophyta, Magnoliopsida, Asterales, Asteraceae. The transcript has a single exon. The coding region runs from base 1 to 507 and encodes 168 amino acids.